Arthroderma uncinatum is the source of this 1614-nucleotide messenger RNA. Its product is annotated as monocarboxylate permease-like protein. Gene Ontology annotation, cellular component: fungal-type vacuole membrane. Gene Ontology annotation, biological process: transmembrane transport. Lineage: Eukaryota; Fungi; Ascomycota; Eurotiomycetes; Onygenales; Arthrodermataceae. The transcript has 2 exons. The coding region runs from base 1 to 1614 and encodes 537 amino acids. Gene Ontology annotation, molecular function: transmembrane transporter activity. The record is from RefSeq and is a predicted model, not a curated record.
AUGAAAUCUCAGGACGGCACAAUUGCCGAAGGGGCGCAUAUCCGUCGAGAAGGCCAGCACAGUGAUGGACAUCCUGAAAAUACUACUAGUGCAGGGUUCGAGAGUGAAUCAGAGGGGCCUGUCCUGCUUACGGAGAAGAAUUCACAAAACGACGGUGACAGCGCCAGAGGUGAAUCGGACAUAUCAGCCACUAAAGACACCAGAGAAGGGCCGAUUUACAACGAAAAAGCAGUACCGUUGGCGGGCGAUGGGCUGCUAUUCCAGGCUAUUACUAGGGAUCAAGAGCCUAACUCUCCAGAAUGCCGCCUAGCUCGUUCACGGUCAUCGCAGCCACCUCCGCCAGCAGACCCGGAGAACCUUACCCGGCUAGGUUCUCGCAUGUCAACAGAUCCAGACGGCAACAUAUACCCCGAAGGCGGACUGGAGGCCUAUCUGGUUGUGUUUGGAUGUUUCCUCUGUCUUUUUGGCUCCUUUGGUCUGGUUAACGCGAUAGGAACCUUCCAGGCUUAUAUGAGUGAGAACCAGCUGAAAGAUUACGAUCAGAGCUCUAUAUCAUGGAUCUUCGGGGUCUUCUCUUUCCUUAUCUUCUUUGGAGGUCUUCAGAUUGGCCCUAUUUUUGACGCAAAGGGCCCCAAAGGGUUAGUGUUGGUUGGCUCGACUCUAGUAAUCGGGAGUCUAAUUGCCCUUGGGUUCUGUACCAAUUACUGGCAGAUCAUGGUUGUCUUUGGUGUGGUAUGUGCUGCAGGAACUUCGAUGGUGUUCACUCCUGCAGUGGCCAAUCCUGGCCACUUCUUUUUCCGCCUUCGAGGUCGGGCAACCGGCCUAGCUGCCACCGGUGGUAGCGUGGGAGGUAUUGUCUUUCCCUUGGUGUUGGAUACCCUCUUCACGAAGAUUGGAUUCGCCUGGGCCACUCGUGUUUUGGCUUUGAUAUGUUUUGUCAGUCUCGGCGCCGGGCUUUUGUUGGUCAAAUCACGACUACCCAGGAAGCGUGCAACCAUGGAGAACAUCAUGCCAGACCUUCGUAUUCUCCUCGAACCGGUAUUUGCGUGCACGACAAUUGGCAUUUUCUGUAUAGAAUGGGGUCUGUUCGUGCCUCUUACCUAUAUUUCCUCCUAUGCUCUCCACCAUGGCAUGCCAAAGGCACUAUCCUACCAGCUCCUGGCCAUCCUUAAUGUUGGAUCCUUUUUCGGGCGAUGGGCACCAGGGUAUAUAUCUGAUUAUACAGGGCGUUUCAAUACGAUGAUUGUCACAGUCCUGAUGUGUCUGCUCUCCGUUUCUUGCCUGUGGCUUCCGGCCAAUGGCAACCAGGCGAUGACGAUAGCCUUUGCAUUCAUCUUUGGUUUCUCGAGUGGGAGCAAUAUUGGGUUAACGCCAGUGUGUGUUGGCCAGACAUGCAAGACGGAGAAUUACGGACGGUACUAUGCCACGGCGUACACGGUCGUUAGCUUUGGAUGCUUGACCGGUAUACCCAUUGGAGGAUCAAUCCUCACCCGUAACGGCGGUGACUACUGGGGUCUCAUCACCUGGACGAGUUGCUGCUACUUCACAGGGCUCGUGUUUUUCAUCGCUGCCAGGGUGCUUCGAGUUGGCUGGAGCCCGUUCAAGAUAGACUAA